Messenger RNA from Engraulis encrasicolus (European anchovy), 937 nucleotides. RefSeq lists its product as uncharacterized. The record is from RefSeq and is a predicted model, not a curated record. The transcript has 3 exons. The coding region runs from base 29 to 937 and encodes 302 amino acids. NCBI's taxonomy places the organism in Eukaryota, Metazoa, Chordata, Actinopteri, Clupeiformes, Engraulidae.
AGAUACACCUGAGACUGCAGAGUCAGUGAUGGAAAGGGUGUCUACUGCCAACACUGAGGAGAGGGAAGAGCCAGUUUGUCAAGAAGCAUCACAAGAUGGUUUGGGCAGGGUGAGUCCUGCCACAAGUCCUAUUCUGAUGGAGGCGACCGGGUUUGCUGAUGCCCAAGAGCAGGUUGUGGACGCGUCGCAAACAGCUCCCCCAGUGGAAACAGCAGCCCAUGCCACUUCCCCAAUUGAGAAAUACACCCUGAUCGGAUGUCAGCUCUACGAUGAAUGCCUGGAUGCAGCUGUAGGGAUGAUAACUAAAGACUCUUCCCACAGUUCACCAGUUCCUGGAGAUGAAACUGGCCACGGAGUGUAUUUAGAGACAGACACUGUUACAGGUGUAACUGAAGAGGAUGACUUUGUAUGUCUGCAUCUGCCAUCGCCGCCACCCGACACACCACAGGACAACUCAGUAGACUCCCCCCCUCUAGCAGAGUCACUUCAGACUGCGACGAUGGCGUUUGAGAGCGCUACACCUGAUGUUAUUGUGGAGAGCGAAGAAACUGUAGCUCAUGAACAAUCUGCAAAUACUGCCGAGGCAUCAGAUAUAUCAGCUGAGUCCCCAGCAUUCACCACAGCUGAAAGCACUGAAAUCGGUAUCAACACAAUGGAAUGCUGUCCAUCCGAGGCAUCACAAGAUGCAUCAUCGCUAGAGACUAUGGCAGACUGCGCAGCAGUGUCACCUGUGACCCACGUAGAGCCUGAGUUUUACAGUUCACCAGAUGAUGCAACAAGUCCAUCCGAUGGGGCAUGCACACCAACAACAGACACAGAGGCUGUCACUGUUUCCUGCGUACAUCAUGUGGAUGACAAUGUCACAGACACAGAGAAAACAGCAGAUGUAAUGACAUCCGUGGAUUCUUCUAAGACACCUGUUUCACCAGGUAACUAG